Molecule: messenger RNA, 1941 nt
Organism: Lytechinus variegatus (green sea urchin)
Lineage: Eukaryota; Metazoa; Echinodermata; Echinoidea; Temnopleuroida; Toxopneustidae
Exons: 5
Coding region: 161-1096 (311 amino acids)
Source: RefSeq, a predicted model, not a curated record
UCGGCUUCAUAAAAAGUUCUGCACAUCAGUAUAUAUUGAGAGCGGCAAUGUCAAUCAUUCAUAAACUCUUUUUGACUUUUCGGCAUAAACAAGAUUAAUUGGUCUCUGUAAUCCAAACGUUAGUGUCAAUUUGAGAUCCUUGAGGUGACUUUGGUGCAAUAUGGCCAUAUCAUAUUUUCUGAUCAGUUUACUGGGAUGCUUUCUUUGUGUAGCUACAACUUCGCCGAUUAAUCAAGAUGAGGCAACAACCGCAGAAAAUCUGGCAGAACUUUCUAAAGAUUUCCAUGAAUUAGUGAGCGUAUUGAGACAGAUAAUUCCCGGACUUCAUCAGUCUCAAGAACCCGCUUCGGAAACAAUCGGAAAUGGCAGCACCGAAGAGCUCCGAGACUACCUCGUGAAUCACUUUAAGGUUCGGAACCGCCGAAGUAGCGAUACGGCACUCUCGGCUCUUUCCGGUCCAUUUACGAACGAGUCCGACGCUGUGACCGGUGUCAGCGAGCUAAAUCGCAUUCUUCUCAGCUAUCAUUCGCUUACACCAGCAGGUGGCACUAUUUAUACUCACUGGGGACGAGACGAUUGUCCCAACGGGUCAGAACUGGUCUAUUCAGGAAGUACAGCAGGAGCUUACUACAGCCACACUGGCGGUGGUGUCAAUUACCUUUGCCUCCCAAAAGAGCCCAUCUACAGCGAAGUCGAGAGAACGGCCCACGCGUCGCGAUCCCUGCUUUACAACGCGGAGUACGAGACGAGCACUGCCCAAGUCCUGCAGGAUCUCCAUGACCAAACCCCAGCCUGUGCCAUAUGCAGAGCUCCACCAACCAGGCUCACCAAGAUCAUGAUUCCAGGCCGUAACGUGUGCCCGUCUUCAAAAUGGCGCCUGGAAUACAAGGGCUACCUCAUGUCGAGUCUGUACUCUCACAAGACCAGGACCGACUUCGUUUGCAUGGACGAGGAUGCAAUGGGAAUUCCUGGAACGACCGGAAGUCAAGAUGGGGCCCUAUUCUACAUGGUGGAGGCUCGGUGCUCCCCAGGAGGGAUACAGUGUGGGCCAUAUGUGAACGGAUACGAGCUGACGUGUGCUGUUUGUACAAUUUGAUUCAGCUAAAGACAAGACUUGAAUGGCGCUAUAAAGAUCCCAAAAUGAAAUUUAGGAUCAAAACACCAAUUUCGACACUCGCCUGAUUACCAAAAUAAUUUCUCAAGGACAUAAUUUUAUUCAAACCUCGGGCAAAAAUACGUACACACCCAACAAAACUGUGUCAGCAAAGCCAUGUAUAAACCCAUCUGAAAUUUCAGAAAACAAUCCCCCCCCAAAAAAAAAAUUUAAAAUGUGAGAGAGUAAAUUAAUUGAAUAAGGGCAGGCGCACGAGCAGUGCAUGGUAUUGAAAUUUAGUAUUUAGGUAUUGCCAAAUUCAAACUAUUAAUAAUCGAUUUCGAGCAUAUGGAUUGCAUUUUGAAAUAUUUUCAGUUUUUAUUGAAAGGUGUUAUUAGAAAUGCUUUACUGAAUGUUUUUGUUUGUAUGAUUUAUUUUAAGACGUCAAAGAAAUAAAAGUGGAAUGGUGGAAAAUAAAUCAAAAUAAAAUGUUUGCAAUAAGCGAAUUUUCAUUAACAUGAUUGAAUGAUCUGAUUAUUAUUAUUUUUUUUUUGCAAAUGGAUGAAUAAAAACUUAGAUAACCUCUGAUUUCUAUACAUUCACGAAAAUGACACGAUGCAAUAUUUUGUCAAUUUUAAGAUAUAUUGUUUAUCAUGAACAUAUUACGUUAUUGUUACGCUUUAAAAAGUGGUAGCGAGCAUAUUUUAGUGACUUAAAAAGCACUAUUCCGAUUCACGACCAAGGGCCUUUAGCUGCUCAUGUCAAAAUUGUAAUAGAAAUUUGCUUAUUGCGUUGAGCUAUGCAUGUUAUUAUAUUCUUAAUGAAAUAUAUUUCAAUUUUUAUUUGGA